GCGCGGCGGCGGCGGUCACGUGGUGCGGCCCCGCCGCUGCCAGCGCCGCGCGUCCCGAGCGCGCUCCGGCCGCCGCCGCUCCCCCCGCGCCCCCCGCAUGUCGCUGGCGCCGCGCCCCGCGCCCCCACAGCCGCCCGCCGCCGCCCUCCGCCGCAGCCGCCGCCGUCGUCACCGCCCUUGAUGUGGUUCGGGGCCGGGCGGGGGAGAAGAUGCCGCCGUCCAAGUCCCGCAAGAUCGCGAUCCUGGGCUACCGGAGCGUGGGAAAAUCUUCACUGACAAUUCAGUUUGUGGAAGGACAGUUUGUUGAUUCAUAUGAUCCAACCAUAGAGAACACUUUUACAAAACUGAUCACAGUAAAUGGCCAAGAAUAUCAUCUUCAGCUGGUUGACACUGCUGGCCAGGAUGAAUACUCCAUAUUUCCUCAGACGUACUCCAUAGACAUCAAUGGCUACAUUCUUGUUUAUUCAGUCACGUCAAUAAAAAGUUUUGAAGUGAUAAAAGUUAUCCAUGGCAAGUUAUUGGAUAUGGUGGGAAAAGUCCAAAUACCCAUUAUGCUGGUUGGAAAUAAAAAAGACCUGCAUAUGGAACGGGUGAUCAGCUAUGAAGAAGGGAAAGCUUUAGCAGAAUCCUGGAAUGCAGCUUUCUUGGAAUCUUCUGCUAAAGAAAAUCAGACUGCCGUUGAUGUUUUUAAGAGGAUAAUUUUGGAGGCAGAAAAAAUCGAUGGGGCAGCUUCACAAGGGAAGUCUUCAUGCUCAGUAAUGUAAUUCCACUGCAGAACCUGAAAACACUGGGAAUACAUUCUACCUGAAGAAGCAAAACUGCCCAUUAUCUUUAAGGAUAAACUAUGCUUCUUUUUUUUUUUUUUUUUUUUUUUUCCCUUUUUUUUUUUUUUUUCCUUUUUUUCAAUUUUUUUUUCUUCUGUUAACCUGAAAGAUAAACAGUUGGUUUGGAGCCUUUCCCUUCAGAUUAUGUUAAACUCUGACUCCUGUGCAAAUGGCUUCACUUCCAUUUUCAAAUUUUAAGCAAUCAUAUUUUCAAUUUAUAUAUUGUAUUUCUUAAUAUUAUGACCAAGAAUUUUACUGGCAUUAAUUUUUCAGUGUAGUUUGUUGGUUAGAAUAAUCAUCAAAAUGAUGCAUAUUGUUACACUACUAUUAACUAGGCUUGGAUAUCAGUGUUUCUUUGUGUUAAAUGUAUACUUGUAAAUAAAAUAGCUGCAAACCUUAAA
Oenanthe melanoleuca is the source of this 1225-nucleotide messenger RNA. RefSeq names its product Ras homolog, mTORC1 binding (gene RHEB). NCBI's taxonomy places the organism in Eukaryota, Metazoa, Chordata, Aves, Passeriformes, Muscicapidae. The coding region runs from base 210 to 764 and encodes 184 amino acids. Gene Ontology annotation, molecular function: GDP binding; GTPase activity; GTP binding. Gene Ontology annotation, biological process: small GTPase-mediated signal transduction. Gene Ontology annotation, cellular component: plasma membrane. The transcript has 8 exons. The record is from RefSeq and is a predicted model, not a curated record.